Molecule: messenger RNA, 1351 nt
Organism: Telopea speciosissima
Lineage: Eukaryota; Viridiplantae; Streptophyta; Magnoliopsida; Proteales; Proteaceae
Product: V-type proton ATPase catalytic subunit A-like
Exons: 8
Coding region: 1-996 (331 amino acids)
Biological process (GO): proton transmembrane transport; ATP metabolic process
Cellular component (GO): plant-type vacuole
Molecular function (GO): proton-transporting ATPase activity, rotational mechanism; ATP binding
Source: RefSeq, a predicted model, not a curated record
AUGGGGAAGGUGCCCUUACUGGUUUUUGUGGCUUUUGAUGGUCAAAAUAUUUUUGAGGUCUCUUUCCUCUUUGAGUUCUUUGGUAUACAUUUGAUCUAUAAUAGCCAUAUGGUUCAGGAUGAUAAGACAUAUACGACUGAUGAGUGUAUUGAGGUACAGGUCUUCUUUUCGUCAUGUAUUAAGCCUGAGGUUGAUGGUGGACGUUAUGAUGACUGGGAGUCUCAUCUUGAGCAGGAGGGUGAUGUUGAUUAUGACAGUGUGGGUGUGGAUCUGGUCGAAGAAAUGCCUGCAGAUAGUGGUUAUCUGGCAGCACAUUUAGCCUCUUUCUAUGAACGGGCAGGUAAAGUGAAGUGCCUUGGUUCUCCAGAAUGCACUGGUAGUGUCACAAUUGUUGGUGCUGUUUCUCCUCCAGGUGGAGAUUUCUCAGAUCCUGUGACAUCCGUGACCCUCAGUAUUGUUCAGUUUCAUUGGAUUGUUUGGCAUUCUCACAUAUCCUUCCCCGCAUUCCAGGCCUUGGAGUCUUUCUAUGAGCAAUUUGAUUCAGAUUUUAUCGGAAUCAGGACAAAAGCACGUGAGGUGUUGCAGAGAGAAGAUGACCUGAAUGAAAUUGUCCAACUUGUGGGCAAAGAUGCUUUGGCAGAAACAGAUAAGAUUACCUUGGAGACUGCUAAACUUCUGAGGGAGGACUACCUUGCCCAGAAUCCAUUUACCCGAUACGAUAAAUUUUGCCCAUUUUACAAGUCGGUUUGGAUGAUGCGCAACAUUAUCCAUUUCUCCAAUUUGGCCAAUCAGGCCGUGGAGCGAGGUGCUGGCAUGGAUGGGCAGAAAAUAACAUACAGUCUUAUCAAACACAAGGUGGGAGAUCUCUUUUACCGAUUAGUGUCUCAGAAAUUUGAGGAUCCAGCAGAAGGGGAGGCUGCUCUGGUGGCAAAAUUUAGUAAGGUACAUGAAGAUCUGACUGCAGGUUUCCGCAACCUCGAGGAUGAAACUCGAUGAUCAAGUAUCUCGACUUGGUUUUGUGUAAAUCAUUUCUCAGUGGAAAUGCUGAUCUGCAGCUAGGACACUGGUCUCUUUCGGCAUUUGUAACAUGCCUGAGCCACACUAUGAUGGGUCCAUGUUGUGGUGACUUUUGUAGUCAGCGUUUGUGCAAUGUGUUUAAAUUAAAUUUGGGUGUGCUUUCUCUUUUUGCCUAGAAUAGUUGUUUAUCUAGAAUAAGAGACACUGUUUAAUUCAUAUAUGAUGUCCUUGUAUUUUAGAUAUGGUUCAGUUCAUAGAAUCUAAAUCUGUUUGCACAAAAUGGCGUCAGUGAAUUCAGUUCUCAAAGAAUCUUGUGUGGUGACCAUUGUUUAUC